Messenger RNA from Callorhinus ursinus (northern fur seal), 1920 nucleotides. It is a transcript of the gene MTFR2, whose product is annotated as mitochondrial fission regulator 2. Gene Ontology annotation, biological process: aerobic respiration; mitochondrial fission. NCBI's taxonomy places the organism in Eukaryota, Metazoa, Chordata, Mammalia, Carnivora, Otariidae. Gene Ontology annotation, cellular component: mitochondrion. The record is from RefSeq and is a predicted model, not a curated record.
GCGGAAGUUGCGCCAGUCCCGGGGGCGAGCUGCAGGGUCGGGGGGAGAGGCGACAUGGGAGUGCACCUCCUGCAGAGGUACCCGAGCUGAGCGACGGGGUUCCAGUACCCAGCCCCGGGUCGGUGGGAGGCGUCGUUACUGUCUGUGGCCUGCAAACUGAGGUGCGCGGGCCGAUACGGGUGGACGUCCGAGCGCUCCUGUACCAGGACGUGUGCACUACGAGCUUCGCAGACUGCGGAUUCGAGGCAGCUUGAUGUUCCGGUGGUUGCUCGGAGGCUCGACUUCGGAGGAGGGUAUCAAGAAACUGAUAAUGUUUCCUUGAAUUCGCUUAUGUAUUUGUUUCAUCAAUGUCCCUCAUAUUGAAUAUCUUAAGAGAAAUGCUGGAAUAUUUUGGUGUCCCCAUAGACCAGGUUUUGCAGAUUAGAGAAAAUAAAGACUAUGGAUCAGCUCGGAGUAUUGUUCGUAUUAUUGGGAAAAUUCUUCCUCUAGAACCUUGUCCCAGGCCUAAUUUUGAGUUAAUCCCACUGUUGAACUCUGUAGACUCUGGUAACUGUGGAUCUGUAGUUCCAUCUUUUGCUGAUACUUUGUGUGUGGCAAAUGAUGAAGAAGCCAGUUAUCUCAGAUUUCGAAAUAGUAUAUGGAAACAAGAAGAGGAGAAAAUGGAAUUUUUCCAUUCUUUGCAACCAGUUUGGAAUCCAUUGUCACCUGCUCUCAGACAGAAUAAACGAAUGAAAAGUGACGGGCCUGUAGGUGAAGCAACAUUUAAAAAGAUAGCUGCCCUCGAAGAGGAGCUGACUUUUCUCCGUACUCAGAUUGCUGCGAUCGUGGGAAGGCAGGAACCGGGAGCCAGAGCCAGUGCGCAUGCGGGCUUCUUUGACUUGAAUGACGAGCCUAGCAGUGUGGGACAAAGACCGUCACCAGCGACUGCUGAACUGAGUGCCCAGCCAGAUCCAUUUUCAAGUUCAGUGCUUUUUCCACCCCACCCCCUGCCUCCUCCUCCUCCUCCUCCACUGCCCCCUCAACUUUUUUCUCCACAGUCUGCAUGUUCUCCUCUCACACAGCCAGGAUCUAAUAAUAUGUGUGACUCAGAUAAUUCAGCAAAUGAAAUGAAAAAACAGCACCCACGUGAUAGUAAGACCAAUUACAGUCAUUCAAAAAACCAUGAUGUUCCAAACAUGCUGGAUGUUCUAAAGGACAUGAAUAAGGUUAAGCUUCGUGCUAUUGAACGGUCACCUGGAGGUAGACCCAUUCAUAAGAGGAAAAGACAAGAUUCACAUUGGGAUCCAGUGUCUUUGAUAUCCCAUGCGCUUAAGCAGAAGUUUGCCUUCCAAGAAGAUGAUUCCUUUGAGAAAGAAAAUAGGUCUUGGGAAUCUUCUCCAUUUUCUAGUCCAGAAACUUCAAGGUUUGGACGUCACAUUUCGGAGCCAGGACAGCGAACUAAAGGAAGAAUUGACACAAGAGAUGUUGACGGAGGCGUGAACAGCGUGAGCUGAGUCUACACCAGCAAGGAAAGAUUGCAGAAGUGUGCCAUGUCUUUCCCUACGUGUUGCAAGGCUCUCAUCUGUUAGUGAAGUUGAAUGAAGUGUGUGCACUGCGAUCUAUGAGUGCAGGGGUCUGAAGAGUCUGGACUCUCUUAAGAACACCUGUCUCUGUUCUUGGAAGAUCCAGCAGCUAAUUGGCUACUGAUGAUAGGUGUAUGGAUUUCUCUUUUCACGUAUAUUAGUGUUAUUAAAAACUGAAUACACGCUUUGAAUGAUUUUCCCAAGGGUUAAGUAGUAAAUGACUUAAUGUGUCUCAUAGGGUCUUACUAGAGGGUAACGGAAAUCAUUUUUAAUGGAUUAAGAAAUUAAUGUAUUGUACUCAGCAAAUGAUAGUAUAUUUGGAUUUUUAAAAACAAUUUUUUAAAAGAUUUUAUUUAUU